Molecule: messenger RNA, 1755 nt
Organism: Pyrgilauda ruficollis (rufous-necked snowfinch)
Lineage: Eukaryota; Metazoa; Chordata; Aves; Passeriformes; Passeridae
Gene: FGF19
Product: fibroblast growth factor 19
Exons: 4
Coding region: 1-1227 (408 amino acids)
Biological process (GO): cell differentiation; positive regulation of cell population proliferation; animal organ morphogenesis
Cellular component (GO): cytoplasm
Molecular function (GO): growth factor activity; fibroblast growth factor receptor binding
Source: RefSeq, a predicted model, not a curated record
AUGCAGUUUUACUUCACCCAGGAUUCCCCCCCAAGUCUCUUUGUAAGAAGUGAGGACAAACAGGAGCUGGAGAGCGCCCCCAGAGCGGCUCCCCCGAGGCGAGGCAGCCGCAUCCCAGGGGCCAGGCUCCAUCUAGUGACACGGCCGGGCAUGGCCAGGCGGGGAUCCAGCCGGGAGCCGCGCCGGGACACCCAGAGCCGCCGGUACCUGGCCGGACCGGGCUCUGCAGGGCCGGGCCGGGCUGUACCAGCGCCGUGUGCGUCCUGGAACCGGGAGCGCUCCUCCAGCGUUCGGCCCCUAUCGAAGAGCACAUCGGGGCUGCGGGACGUGCAGUGCCCGGGAGCGCGGCCGGAGCCUCGCAGGAGCAGAGAGCUCGGAGAUGCAGAUGCGGAGGAAGCGACUUUAGGGUGUCACCCGCUUAAUAUUUUCGGGGGGAGUGACCGAUCCGGCUAUGAAAUGGGCUCCGUAUCGGAUGCGGCCGGAUCGAUGGAGCUGAUAACGGCGAGCUAUAAAAGGCCGGGGGGCGGCUGCGGCCGCGCUACAGCCCCGAGGCGCCGCGCCGGGAUGGGGCUGCGCCCCGCCGCGCUGGCGCUGCUCGCUCUGGCGGCCGCCGCCGCCUCCGCGCUGCCGCUGCCGCUGCCCGACGCCGGCCCGCACCUCAACUACGGCUGGGGAGAGCCCAUCCGGCUGCGGCACCUCUACACCGCCAGCAAGCACGGGCUCUUCAGCUGCUUCCUGCGUAUCGGCGCCGACGGCCGGGUGGACGCGGCCGGCAGCCAGAGCCCGCAGAGUCUGCUGGAGAUCCGGGCCGUGGCCGUGCGCACCGUGGCCAUCAAGGGCGUGCAGAGCUCCCGGUACCUGUGCAUGGACGAGGCGGGGCGGCUGCACGGGCAGCUCAGGUAUUCCACUGAAGACUGUUCCUUUGAGGAGGAGAUUCGCCCAGACGGCUACAACGUGUAUCGAUCCAAAAAACACGGAAUAUCAGUGUCUUUGAGCAGUGCCAAACAAAGACAGCAGUUCAAGGGAAAAGAUUUCCUUCCCCUGUCUCACUUCUUGCCCAUGAUCAACACUGUGCCCAUGGAGUCAGCAGACUUUGGUGAAUAUGGUGAUUACAGCCAGGCCUUUGAGCCAGAGGCGUUCUCCUCGCCCCUGGAGACGGACAGCAUGGACCCCUUUGGCAUCGCCUCCAAACUGUCCCCAGUGAAGAGCCCCAGCUUCCAGAACUGACUGUGCUCCCACACGUGUUUUCACAGAAAUAUUGAAGAGUACUGCAGGGUUUGUAGCUUUCUGUGUAGUGAUAUUUGAGAACUUUUUUGUGUGUUUGAGUAUGGAGCCAGCCUCAUCCUUGUUGUACCUGUAAGAGAUGAGUGCCACUAGGCUGUUUUGUAGUCUAAAAGAAUUUCCUAUCCAUAGUUUUGUUUGGAAAAGGAGGAUUAAAUAUGAAAAGUUUAGCAACCUUAUCAGAAUUCCUCCAUAGGUGGUGAUAAAAUAACUGUAAUUUUUCUAUGCCAGCUUCACUUCCACAUAUAUUAACCUGUUAUAGCUGCUCAUAUGAGCAAAUGCAGAAAACCUUUUCCUCUUCAGAGACCACAAACUCAAACACUUGGACCAAAACUAGAUGAAGGGAAACAUCCUACCAGAUGUAACUUGAGUUGAUGCUGCUUCUUAAAAGGCUGCUAACAACAUUCUGGGAAAAACUUUCUAUGGAAAGCAUACUACUGAAAAAACAAACCUGCUUGUAUAUUGUGCUUUUUC